CGUUAGGGAGAGUCUGCGCCAACGGGGACAGGUGGGAUAUUCAUCAUCAUGCUGGAAAUCCAGACUUUGCGUGCUAACAGUCAUCGUACAUCUUCUGAACCGUCUGCUCGGCUAUGAAACAAACACUGAGGUCAUAUUUACUCUAAAUGAUGCUGGAUCCCUCCGCGGAGGAGAAUCAUUGCCUUUGCCUUUGGACAUUUACAGGAUCGCAGUCAUCUUUCUGUGAGAAAUCCCUCAGAAUUCAGUGCAGCCAGGAGGCUUUAGCAUGUUUUGAGUAAAUAAAGGUAUCGAACGAUAUUUUCAUACAAUAAAACGAUGCUGGACAAGAGUAAAUAUAAUCUGGUAGACGACUCAGUGGAUCAGAGGAUUCCUGCUGAUAAUGAUGGGCAGUUCCAGCAAGGACUCACAUUCGAGGUGAAGUUCAUUGGGAGCCUGGAUAUCGUGCGACCCAAAAGCAGAAUUGAAAUAUUGGCUGCUAUGAGACGAAUACGGUAUGAGUUUAAAAUUAAGAACAUCAAGAAGAAGAAAGUCAACCUUAUUGUGUCAGUGGAUGGUGUCAAUGUGGUUUUGCGGAAGAAAAAAAAGAAAUAUGACUGUAGGGGCUUUUUGGGAUUAGGAUGA
This is a messenger RNA of Cyprinus carpio (common carp), 621 nucleotides long. Its product is annotated as carboxyl-terminal PDZ ligand of neuronal nitric oxide synthase protein-like. Bases 316 to 621 code for a protein of 101 amino acids. The transcript is spliced from 4 exons. The record is from RefSeq and is a predicted model, not a curated record. Gene Ontology annotation, molecular function: nitric-oxide synthase binding. NCBI's taxonomy places the organism in Eukaryota, Metazoa, Chordata, Actinopteri, Cypriniformes, Cyprinidae.